Messenger RNA from Microthlaspi erraticum, 1659 nucleotides. Lineage: Eukaryota; Viridiplantae; Streptophyta; Magnoliopsida; Brassicales; Brassicaceae. The record is from the annotation of a GenBank genome assembly.
AUGUCUACCGCAUUGCUUAGAACAAUUCAACCAAACCAUUUCACACUCCUCGGAACUGCAUUGUUAAGAAGAACAAGUAGGAGCAAUAUCUCCGUGAGGUGUAGUGGAAGCCAAGCAACAACAACGACGACCCACGAAGCUAAACAGCCUUCUCAAUCAAGGGUCGCACCGAAAAACCAUGGAAGCAACAAACUUGAUGAGAUUCUGAGAGACUACGAAGCCGUGAUUGGCAUAGAGACUCAUGUGCAGCUCUCGACAUUCACAAAGGCCUUUUGCAGUUGCCCUAACAAUUACGGGUCGGAGCCAAACACGAGCAUCUGCCCCGUUUGUAUGGGUUUGCCUGGAGCUUUGCCUGUUUUGAAUUCGAAAGUUGUUGAAUUUGGUGUUAGAUUGGGUUUAGCUUUGAAUUGCGGUUUGUCUCUGAGUUCCAAAUUCGAUAGGAAGCAGUACUUUUAUCCAGAUCUUCCUAAAGGCUAUCAGAUUUCUCAGUUUGAUAUCCCAAUUGCGUCUGGUGGCUAUGUGGAUGUGGACAUUCCUCUUGAGUUUGGUGGUGGACACAAGAGAUUUGGUGUCACUAGGGUUCAUAUGGAAGAAGAUGCUGGCAAGUUGCUCCAUUCAGACACCGGAGAUUACUCUCAGGUGGAUUUGAAUAGAGCAGGAGUGCCUUUGCUUGAGAUUGUUUCUGAACCUGAUAUGAGAAGUGGUAUAGAAGCUGCUGAAUACGCUGCUGAGAUGCAGAGGAUUGUGAGGUAUUUGGGAGUGAGUAAUGGGAAUAUGCAAGAAGGCUCUCUUCGCUGCGAUGUCAAUGUCUCAAUCCGUCCCAUUGGGCAAGCUGAGUUUGGCACCAAGGUGGAGAUAAAGAAUCUGAAUGCGUUUUCAGCAAUGAGCAGGGCAAUAGACUUUGAGAUAAAAAGACAGGCACUUCUAUACAAUCAGGGGCAAGAAGACCAGAUUGUAACCGAGACUCGGCUUUGGGAAGAAGGAGCUCAGAAAUCAGUGUCAAUGAGGAAAAAGGAAGGGCUUGCUGAUUACCGCUACUUUCCAGAACCAGAUCUUCCAGAAGUGAUCCUCACCCAAGAUUACGUUGACAGCAUCCGUGCUACUUUACCGGAACUACCUGAAGCAAAGCGUAGGAGGUACGAGGCUAUGGGUUUAGGCAUGCAAGAUGUGCUUUUCCUCGCGAAUGAAGCCAGUGUUGCAGAUUAUUUCGAUGCAGUCAUUGGUGAGGGUGCUGAAGUGAAGUUGGCAGCAAACUGGCUAAUGAGCGAUAUUGCGGCUUACUUGAAAAAUGAGGAACUUUCUAUCAAUGAUGUUAAACUUACUCCGAAAGAGUUGGCUGCGCUGAUAGCUGCAAUCAAAGAUGGAACCAUUAGUGGAAAGAUUGGGAAACAGAUACUGUUUGAGCUAUUGGCUAAAGGUGGAACUGUUCAAGGAAUGAUAAAGGCUAAAAACUUGGUUCAGAUAACUGAUCCUGCAGAGAUCGAGAAAAUGGUUUUGAAGGUGAUUGCCGAGAAUCCAAAGCAGCUUGAGCAGUACAGAAAUGGGAAAACAAAGCUUCAAGGCUAUUUUGCUGGCGAGGUUAUGAAGAUGUCAAAAGGAAAGGCAAACCCUCCCUUGCUUAACAAGAUUCUCGUGGAGAAGCUCAAUGCCAAGGACUGA